Gongylonema pulchrum is the source of this 294-nucleotide messenger RNA. NCBI's taxonomy places the organism in Eukaryota, Metazoa, Nematoda, Chromadorea, Rhabditida, Gongylonematidae. The record is from the annotation of a GenBank genome assembly.
AUGGAACAUUUGUUGGUGGAUCUUUACGGGCUUAUCUUUUCUGACAUCGAAGCAUCAGUAGAUCGAAUGCUAACGCUGAAAUUAAACAAACAGCACUCGUACGAUUUGCAAACACAUCUGGCAAUUGAAACAAAGUUGAAAGAGGUGCGCGAUUACAUGUAUGAAACGGAGAAAACUAUUGAAAACUUGGCUACGAAUGGAGCUGUUCCAUCCACAGUUGAUUCUGAUGAGGAUCAAAGGAUCUCUGCGCCUACAGAUUUGGUUUCCGUUUUAAGUAUGAUUUGUUUUUAUUAA